ACUAGAGUCCCCGCGCGCGCGCACGCAGGCCAAUGGCAGAAAAGGGCUAGGCUGGGCUAGGCUGAGAGGAAAGGGCUGUGAGCGGGCAGGCAGCCUGUCCUCCCGCGAGCCUGCAAGGAUGCGGCAGGGGACUGAGACCAUGGGGAGGUGCUAACUUCCUACCCACCCACCCCCCAGCCGGGGAUCCGGGCUGGCAUACCCGGCCCCCCAGGCUAGUUUCCUGCCAAGCGCAACCAAGAAGCCAAAGGCGCUUUGGAAGGCAUAAAAAGAAAAAAAGAGGGGUGCUGGAGAAGGGUGCUGAUCACCAGAGCUGGUCCCUCCGCAAACGCAGGAAGAAAGGAGGAAGGGGGUCAGAGACUGGAGAGGAAACGCCAGAACCCCGGUCUGCGGACUGGCUCGGGAGCCUCCCUGAAGACCUGGGCGCUCUGCGCCAUCGUCUUCAAUGCCUCUCUGAAGAGCCUUUAGUAAGAGUGUGAGAGAAAGAGAGGGAGCGCGUACCAGGGAGAGUAGCAAAGAAGAUGAGGAGUAUUUGCAGUCAGAUUGUCUUGUUGUUUUCUGGAUUUUGGGGACUCGCCAUGGGAGCCUUUCCAAGCAGCGUCCAAAUAGGUGGUCUCUUCAUCCGAAACACAGACCAGGAAUACACUGCUUUUAGAUUGGCAAUCUUUCUUCAUAACACCAGCCCCAAUGCCUCUGAAGCCCCUUUCAAUCUGGUACCUCAUGUGGACAACAUUGAGACAGCCAACAGUUUUGCUGUGACAAAUGCCUUCUGUUCCCAGUAUUCUAGAGGAGUGUUUGCCAUUUUUGGACUCUAUGAUAAGAGGUCAGUGCAUACCUUGACCUCAUUCUGCAGUGCCCUACACAUCUCCCUCAUCACACCCAGCUUCCCCACUGAAGGGGAGAGCCAGUUCGUACUGCAGUUAAGGCCUUCCUUGAGAGGUGCACUCCUGAGCCUGCUGGAUCACUAUGAAUGGAAUUGUUUCGUCUUCCUGUAUGACACAGACAGGGGAUAUUCAAUACUUCAAGCUAUUAUGGAAAAAGCAGGACAGAAUGGAUGGCAUGUCAGUGCAAUAUGUGUGGAAAAUUUUAACGAUGUCAGCUACAGGCAGCUGCUAGAAGAGCUGGACAGAAGACAAGAGAAGAAAUUUGUAAUAGACUGUGAGAUAGAAAGGCUUCAGAACAUUUUAGAACAAAUUGUGAGUGUGGGGAAGCAUGUCAAAGGCUACCAUUAUAUCAUCGCAAAUUUGGGUUUCAAGGAUAUUUCUCUUGAGAGAUUUAUACACGGUGGAGCAAAUGUCACUGGAUUCCAGUUGGUAGAUUUUAAUACGCCCAUGGUAACCAAACUAAUGGAUCGAUGGAAGAAACUAGAUCAGAGAGAAUAUCCAGGAUCUGAAACACCUCCAAAGUACACCUCUGCUCUGACGUAUGAUGGAGUUCUGGUGAUGGCUGAAACCUUUCGAAGUCUCAGAAGACAGAAAAUUGACAUUUCAAGGAGAGGAAAUGCUGGGGAUUGUCUGGCAAACCCUGCUGCUCCCUGGGGCCAGGGAAUUGACAUGGAGAGAACACUAAAACAGGUUCGAAUUCAAGGACUGACUGGGAAUGUUCAAUUUGACCACUAUGGACGUAGAGUUAAUUACACAAUGGAUGUAUUUGAACUAAAAAGCACAGGACCUCGAAAGGUUGGCUACUGGAAUGAUAUGGAUAAGUUAGUGUUGAUCCAAGAUGUACCCACUCUCGGCAAUGACACAGCAGCUAUUGAAAACAGAACAGUGGUUGUAACCACUAUAAUGGAAUCCCCAUAUGUUAUGUACAAGAAAAAUCAUGAAAUGUUUGAAGGAAAUGACAAGUAUGAAGGCUACUGUGUAGAUUUGGCAUCUGAAAUUGCAAAACAUAUUGGUAUCAAGUAUAAAAUUGCCAUUGUCCCUGAUGGAAAAUAUGGAGCAAGGGAUGCAGACACUAAAAUCUGGAAUGGAAUGGUAGGAGAGCUUGUGUAUGGGAAAGCAGAAAUUGCUAUUGCACCUCUAACAAUCACCUUGGUACGUGAAGAGGUCAUCGACUUCUCCAAGCCUUUUAUGAGUUUAGGCAUCUCUAUCAUGAUCAAGAAGCCUCAGAAAUCCAAACCGGGAGUAUUCUCCUUCUUAGACCCUCUGGCCUAUGAAAUCUGGAUGUGCAUAGUAUUUGCAUACAUUGGUGUCAGUGUGGUCUUGUUUCUAGUCAGUAGGUUUAGCCCAUAUGAGUGGCACACAGAAGAGCCUGAGGACGGAAAGGAAGGUCCCAGCGACCAGCCUCCCAAUGAGUUUGGCAUCUUUAACAGCCUCUGGUUUUCCCUGGGGGCCUUUAUGCAACAAGGAUGUGACAUUUCACCCAGGUCCCUGUCAGGUCGGAUUGUUGGAGGAGUCUGGUGGUUCUUCACACUCAUCAUUAUCUCGUCUUACACUGCUAAUCUGGCUGCUUUCCUGACGGUGGAGAGAAUGGUCUCCCCCAUAGAAAGUGCAGAAGACCUGGCCAAACAAACAGAAAUUGCAUAUGGUACACUGGAUUCGGGGUCAACAAAAGAAUUCUUCCGAAGAUCAAAAAUAGCAGUGUAUGAAAAGAUGUGGACCUACAUGCGAUCGGCAGAGCCGUCAGUGUUCACUAGGACUACAGCUGAGGGCGUGGCUCGUGUCCGCAAGUCCAAGGGCAAAUUUGCCUUCCUCCUGGAGUCCACGAUGAAUGAAUACAUUGAGCAGCGAAAGCCCUGUGACACCAUGAAAGUGGGAGGAAACCUGGAUUCCAAAGGCUACGGUGUAGCCACGCCCAAGGGCUCCUCAUUAAGAAAUGCUGUUAACCUCGCAGUUUUAAAACUGAAUGAACAAGGCCUCUUGGACAAAUUGAAAAACAAAUGGUGGUACGACAAAGGAGAAUGUGGCAGCGGGGGAGGUGACUCCAAGGACAAGACGAGUGCCUUGAGCCUGAGCAACGUAGCAGGAGUCUUCUACAUUCUGGUUGGCGGCUUGGGCUUGGCAAUGCUGGUGGCUUUGAUAGAGUUCUGUUACAAGUCCAGGGCAGAGGCGAAGAGAAUGAAGCUGACUUUUUCUGAAGCCAUAAGAAACAAAGCCAGGUUAUCCAUCACUGGGAGUGUGGGAGAGAACGGCCGUGUGCUGACCCCCGACUGCCCCAAGGCCGUACACACGGGAACUGCAAUUAGACAAAGUUCGGGAUUGGCUGUCAUUGCAUCGGACCUACCAUAAAAACCAAAAAAAUAAUUGAGUGCCUUAAUUAAACUGUGUUGGUGACUGAUGGAAAUGCAGCCCAGAGGGACCGGCCCAACGUGGGUCUUGGCUUAAACCCAUUCUUCAGCUGAGAGCAGGAAGGACAUUCUGAGUGCCGGACAGAACCAGUGCAUGAGUUCAGCACGGAAAUUCAGACUCGGAUUUUAUAUCAGGAAAACUCACAAUUUAGUUUUUUGGGGGGAGUGUGGGGGGUUACCUGGGAUGGGUGUAUUAACAGCAACAAAUUCACUUGAGCGCAACUAAAACUAAUCAGACUGGCCAUUUAGAGCAUUCAACUGUGAAGUCCUUUCUCAGAAAGGCCUUGGUCACUACAGCAAAGGAUUCAACAGUUAAUAGAGGUCAAGGAACCUGCUACCCUGUGUUUCCAGAACACCCAUGUAGUUGAUGGAAUAAUCUGCAGCUGAGACGAGCAGUAAUUAAAAUGUGUUAAGAAAAUAAUAAACAUGUAAAUCCUGUGAAAAAAACAACAAAAUUUAAAGAAAGUAUUUACAGUUACCUUGGAAAUAAAACAAUAAUGAAACAUGCUUGCUUUUUAACUGAAGUAAAUCCAGUAGAGGACAACACAAUUCUUUUUUCUAACCAUCUUAGGGAACAAUACAUUGCAAUAAUUGAUAUAAAUGUCAUCACUGUAACAAACUUUAGAGACUUUUUUAAAUGUAAAAUUGUUGGUCUCCUUGUUUCCUGUAACCUUCACUCUGUCACACACCUUGGUUCAUAGAUUGUGUUUGUUUAUCAGGAACGCAAAGAAAAGAGUGAAGAACAUGUUGACAUGAAGUUAUCCAUCUGCAAUGUAGAAUUAAAAAAGACUACGGGUCACUCAUGCUAUCAAUAUAAUUUAUAAUCCUGUUCUGUGUACAAAAUUGUGGUUUUGUACCCACCCAAAAGAAUAAAACAGCAGUUUUUCUUACAGUA
This is a messenger RNA of Phodopus roborovskii (desert hamster), 4181 nucleotides long. RefSeq names its product glutamate ionotropic receptor AMPA type subunit 4 (gene Gria4). Gene Ontology annotation, molecular function: transmitter-gated monoatomic ion channel activity involved in regulation of postsynaptic membrane potential; AMPA glutamate receptor activity. NCBI's taxonomy places the organism in Eukaryota, Metazoa, Chordata, Mammalia, Rodentia, Cricetidae. The transcript is spliced from 17 exons. Gene Ontology annotation, cellular component: postsynaptic membrane; AMPA glutamate receptor complex; plasma membrane. Bases 519 to 3227 code for a protein of 902 amino acids. The record is from RefSeq and is a predicted model, not a curated record. Gene Ontology annotation, biological process: monoatomic ion transport; synaptic transmission, glutamatergic; modulation of chemical synaptic transmission.